AGCAUUCCUUUUUCUGUCUACAGACAUGAAUGGGGAGUGAAGAAGAAUACUCACCUGCUUUUCUUUUCCUUCCUUUUCGCUCCAUCCUCAUCCUAUCCUUCCUUUUGACUUGGCGUUAAAGUUAGUCCAUCGUGUGUACUCUUUUGCAGCGUUUCAAAGACACCUUAAAACGUUUAAUCGAGUCUCUUCAUCACGGCGUAGCGAAAGAAGCAAGCAAAAUCUCACUCGGAGAAGCCAAAGCCAUGGCCACGGAAACCACGCACUCGAGUUCUUCCGAGCUCGCAUCCACGCGAGAAAUGAAACCGAGUGCUUCGGAAACGGAGACGUCCGACAGCUUCGUUGCUGUUGACAUCGACGAGCUCUCUCAGCAACUCAUGGCAAACAUCAAGGAUCGUUCCAGCUCAACCCCACGAGUUGUCUCGGUGAUGAAGAAGAAUCUUUCAAGAAAAGGAUCACAAGGCAGCGGCGCCAAGCGAGAGAAGAAUAAGACGGAGCAACGAGACCAUCAUCAGGGCACCGGGGACAAGUCACCUCUUUCAAUGCGCGUGGAGACCGACGGGGAGGCGGCGUCGCUUUAUCAUGUGUCGGGCCCAACAGCGGAAGCGGGGCGAUGGAGGCGGGUCGGCCCUCGGCGUCCUCCCUUGCCGUGGCUCGACCCCAACCGAGUCGUAAUCGUAUUCGCCACCUUGUCAAGUAUGGGAACACUGAUACUGUUGUACUUCACGCUGUUCAUGGGCAAGGUGACCAGUGCUAACGAGCAUGCCUGGUGAUGUGCACUUCGCCACCAUUGUAAAGUAGAAUAAAGCUCAUAGAAGGAGACAAAAGAGAAAGGAAAAUGGAAGGCUGAAAGGACACUUAGAUGGUACUAGAAUGAGAAAGAGACGAGUUGUAGAUAGAUAGAGCUGCUCAGAGAGAGAGAGAAAAACGUUAUGUUGUGGAUGUUACUUUUUAUUUUCCUUUCUGUUGCCACAAAUAUCCAGUUUUCUUUCCUCGUAUGAGUGCGCUUUGUGUGCUGAUUGUAUUA
This is a messenger RNA of Musa acuminata subsp. malaccensis (wild Malaysian banana), 1024 nucleotides long. RefSeq lists its product as uncharacterized. NCBI's taxonomy places the organism in Eukaryota, Viridiplantae, Streptophyta, Magnoliopsida, Zingiberales, Musaceae. The record is from RefSeq and is a predicted model, not a curated record.